Coffea eugenioides is the source of this 2358-nucleotide messenger RNA. RefSeq names its product DEAD-box ATP-dependent RNA helicase 41. Bases 245 to 1837 code for a protein of 530 amino acids. The record is from RefSeq and is a predicted model, not a curated record. Lineage: Eukaryota; Viridiplantae; Streptophyta; Magnoliopsida; Gentianales; Rubiaceae. The transcript has 4 exons. Gene Ontology annotation, molecular function: RNA helicase activity; ATP binding; RNA binding.
UUGAGCAUCCUCAUAAAUCUGGCAUCUUUCUGGAGAUUCCAAGACAGCUUGUGGUGCUUAAAUCUUAAGUGAGCAAUAUCACGCUUUCUCUGAAUGAUCCUAUGGUAGUAUCCCUGUGGUAAUAUGAUCCCUCUUUCACAGGAUGUUUGGAAGAGUAACCCCUUGUUUGAAUCAGCCAAAUUUUCCUUUUUAUCUUUCCCGGGCUUCUUUAGUAUAAACCAAAAAAGGAAAAGAAGAUUCGGGGAUGGAAAAUAGAGAAUCAGCGAAUUGCAGUGAACCUUCAGCCUCUGCUGCUGGAAAUGAUGCGAAGCAGCGGUGUUGGGACCAAAGAGAAGCUCUACCAGGGGAACCGCGAUGUGUAAUCUGUGGUAGAUAUGGUGAAUACAUAUGUGAUGAGACUAAUGAUGAUAUUUGCAGCGUUGAAUGUAAGAGGAUUCUUCUUGAUCGGAUUGCAAAAUCGCAACCACUUGUUCCCCGCCCAUCUCCAGUUAAACUGCCAGCAACUGAUGAAUGUUAUUAUGUUCGAGAAGGUAAUGAUAAAUCUGAAGCUGGUUCUCUAUCUAGUGACCAAGUUGAACUGCUAAGGAGAAAACUUGAAAUUUCCAUCAGGGGAGACCUUGUUCCUGCACCAAUCCUGUCUUUUCCUUCGUGUAAUCUUCCUGAGAAGCUCCUUCAAAACUUGGAAGUUGCAGGAUUUGAAAUGCCAACUCCUGUCCAAAUGCAAGCAAUUCCAUCUGCAUUGAUUGGCCAAAACUUACUAGUUUCAGCUGAGACUGGUUCUGGCAAAAGUGGUUCUUUCCUGGUUCCGAUAGUUUCUUAUUGUGCAAAAUUUAAUGCUGACAAGCCUCAUGGUGAGAGAAAACCGUUGGCAAUGGUUCUUACACCAACUAGAGAGCUCUGCAUACAGGUUGAGGAACAAGCUAAGUUGCUUGGGAAAGGUUUGCCUUUUAAAACUGCAUUGGUGGUUGGUGGUGAUGCCAUGGCAGGGCAACUCUAUCGCAUCCAGCAGGGUAUUUCAUUGAUUGUUGGAACUCCAGGAAGACUAAUUGAUCUUCUAGCUAAGCAUGAUAUCGAAUUAGACAGUGUCUCAAUUCUUGUUCUUGAUGAAGUAGAUAGCAUGCUAGAAAGGGGAUUUCACGAGCAGGUAAUGCAGAUUUUUAGGGCUCUAUCUCAACCCCAAGUAUUGAUGUAUUCUGCAACAAUUCCGAAAGAUGUGCAGAAGAUGGCAAACUCAAUGGUGAAAGAUUUGACCAUAAUUGCAGUUGGAAAGCCAAAUAAACCAACUGGAGCUGUGAAGCAGGUGGUGAUAUGGGUGGAUUCAAAGCAGAAGAAGCAAAAACUUUUUGAUAUACUGACAAGCAAGCAACACUUUAAGCCACCAGUUGUGGUGUUUGUAAGUUCACGAAUUGGUGCGGAUCUCCUCUCUGAAGCAAUAGGAAUCACCACUGGAAUAAAAGCUGUAUCAAUUCAUGGAGAAAAAUCAAUGAAGGAACGAAGAGAGAUUUUGAAAUCAUUCUUGGUUGGAGAAGUCCUUGUGAUUGUGGCCACAGGGGUAUUGGGCCGAGGGAUUGAUCUCUUGCACGUGAAGCAAGUUAUAGUUUUUGACAUGCCAAAUUCCAUUAAGGAGUACGUCCACCAGAUUGGAAGGGCAUCUAGAUUGGGAGAGGAGGGUUCUGCCAUGGUAUUUGUAAAUGAGGAGAACAAAAACUUAUUUAGAGAUUUGGUUCAAAUCCUGAAAUCAUCUGGCGCAGCUGUUCCACGAGAGCUUGCGAAUUCACGUUAUACUUUUGGUUCUUCUACCAAUAAAGGCGAGAAGAAAAGGAAGUAUGGUUUUUGAAGCUGCUGUAGAGCAUAUGUAUAGAUUGAUCAAAGGACUACUGGUUCUUAUUGUUUCUGCUGAAGGGUAGAAGAUCAGAGAACUGAGUUGCCAGCCUGAUUUGAUUAUGGAAUGGCACUUUCUUGGCGAUAUUCCUUGGGAGAGUAGCCCUUUACAAUAUUAUCACUCUUUGAUUCUUUAAUGGUAAACAUGCACAAUUUUGGGCUCUGGAGAGUUUACAUAUUCAAGCUGUGACAAAGUCAAAAGUACUAGAUCCUCAGUAGAAAAGUUGUAAAUGCCGAACUCUACCCAAAGGAACUUUUUUUUUUUUUUGGCUUUCUUUGUACAAUACACUAGCACAAGUAAUGCAGCAUACAAAGGUUCAUAUUUCUAGUUGUCAUUUCCAACCAAUUUUUUUACCAUUCAAACCAUGUCAACCUGCAUCUUUUGAGGAAAAAAAACUGGAAAAUUAGUUAGUGCUAUGACAAUGUCAAAGCUUUCUUUGUUCUGUCUAUUUUUCUAGUGCAAAGGUGUGGCUACUA